Mesorhabditis belari is the source of this 495-nucleotide messenger RNA. The record is from the annotation of a GenBank genome assembly. Lineage: Eukaryota; Metazoa; Nematoda; Chromadorea; Rhabditida; Rhabditidae.
AUGUUCUUGCAGCGAUCCCGGUUCACAGAUGAAAACUACGCGCCAUUUGGGAAGGAAAAUGGGAAUAGUCCGGAUUGUGAUUGGCGUGCAUCGGUGCGGUGUUCUGGUCUCUUUCAGGGUGCAUUCCCGGUCGAGGAGCGUAAACAUGGAGCGAUUUGUGACUCAAAGAAUGGAACCUGUGAAUGUCCACCUGGAUAUUACGGAGCAACUUGCUCGGAAGUUUGCCCCGCAGGCCGUUACGGGCGAGAGUGCAUGCGCAUUUGCAAUUGUCACAAUGGGGCCAAGUGUAGUCCAGUAGAUGGAAGCUGCACGUGUCAACACGGUUAUACCGGGAAAAGCUGUGAGAUUGGCUUUCCUCGGGGUACUUUUGGAGACAAUUGCUCAAAGCAAUGUGAAUGUGCCGAUCAUAUGACGUGUGGUCGUGUGAUCCAGUGGACGGGGAGUGCAUUUGCCCGCCCGGGAAAAGAGGACAAGAUUGCUCUGGUCAAGAUUCAA